ACAGCUUGGCAAGCAUAGUCCACGUACUUCGUACAUAACACACAUAUACAUAUACACACACACGAUCGACCAAUUAUGGCUUCCGCUGGCCAGAUGAAGAUGCUCGUCGCCGUGGUCGGCAUGAUGGUGUUGUUCAUCGCCGGUGCCGGCGCCACUACCCUCGGCCUCGGUGUCGGGUCCUCGGACACCUGCGUCAACUACCUGGAGGACGUCCCCAGCCCCAACGCCUGCAUCUGCUCCAAGAAUUGCGCCUGCGCCGGGAAGUGCAUCAUCGAGGGCGGCGACGGCGACAAGGUGAAGCUCUGCUUCGUGGAAUGCGUGCUCAAGAACGACUGCAACUGCCAGGGUAAGCACGCCGCUCCGGAUGCGCGCAAACCUUAGCGAACCCAAGCCUCUCGAUCUCCAACAGGCCAUGUCGAUCUGGGCGCGCUGAGCGAGUGUCAGUGUCAAUGUUGAGUUGUUUUGUACUAAUAAAUUGUACGGGGGCGAUCGUACGGUACGUGCUGGAUUGAGUCGUGGACUACUGUAGAUCACUAUACCUCUGUCCUGCGUGCAUGCGCGCACGCGUCACAAGCAUGCAUUGCAUGCGUGUGAUUCUCGUCUUGUAAGAAUGUGGAUUGACACUCACAUCCACCUUGAACGGCGAAAAUGUCAAACUGA
Lolium perenne is the source of this 660-nucleotide messenger RNA. The record is from RefSeq and is a predicted model, not a curated record. NCBI's taxonomy places the organism in Eukaryota, Viridiplantae, Streptophyta, Magnoliopsida, Poales, Poaceae.